Messenger RNA from Dryobates pubescens (Downy woodpecker), 2261 nucleotides. It is a transcript of the gene NT5DC3, whose product is annotated as 5'-nucleotidase domain containing 3. NCBI's taxonomy places the organism in Eukaryota, Metazoa, Chordata, Aves, Piciformes, Picidae. The transcript has 14 exons. Gene Ontology annotation, molecular function: 5'-nucleotidase activity. Bases 120 to 1619 code for a protein of 499 amino acids. The record is from RefSeq and is a predicted model, not a curated record.
GGGCGCGGGCAGGGGCAGGCGGCCGGCGGUGCCGGGCCCUGCCCGCUGCGGGAGCCGCUCCUUACUGCACUGUGGCCCCGCAGCAGCAGCAGCAGCGGCAGCAGCCGCCGGCGCCCGACAUGAAGAGCUACCUGUGGUCGCGCUACAAGGAGGCCAAGAGAGUCACCAAGGAGUUGGUUCCUUCAAUUAUGAGUAACAUGCUGAAUCCAGAUGCAAUUUUUUCAAACAAUGAAAUGAGCCUGUCAGACAUUGAAAUUUAUGGGUUUGAUUACGACUACACGCUGGUCUUUUAUUCAAAACAUCUGCACACACUGAUCUUCAAUGCUGCUCGAGAUCUUCUUAUUAAUGAGCAUCGGUAUCCUGCUGAAAUAAGAAAAUAUGAUUACGAUCCUAACUUUGCCAUCAGAGGACUUCAUUAUGAUGUGCACCGGGCACUGCUAAUGAAGAUUGAUGCUUUUCAUUAUAUUCAGCUGGGAACAGUUUACAGAGGCCUCAGUGUUGUCCCAGAUGAAGAAGUCAUUGCAAUGUAUGAUGGUUCUCAUGUCCCAUUAGAACAAAUGAGUGACUUUUAUGGAAAGAGCUCACAAGGAAAUACAAUGAAGCAAUUCAUGGACAUAUUUUCCUUGCCAGAAAUGACACUCCUUUCUUGUGUGAAUGAAUAUUUUCUAAAAAACAACAUAGACUAUGAGCCUGUUCAUCUAUACAAAGAUGUCAAGGAUUCAAUCCGGGAUGUCCACAUCAAAGGAAUAAUGUACAGGGCAAUUGAAGCAGAUAUUGAGAAAUACAUCUGCUACGCUGAGCAGACUCGUGCGGUGCUAGCAAAGCUGGCUGAUCACGGCAAGAAGAUGUUUCUCAUCACAAACAGUCCCAGCAGCUUUGUGGACAAAGGCAUGAAGUUCAUAGUUGGCAAGGACUGGAGGGAUCUCUUUGAUGUUGUCAUUGUACAGGCUGAAAAGCCCAGCUUUUUCAAUGAUAAGCGGAGACCAUUUCGGAAGGUAAAUGAAAGGGGAGUGUUGCUUUGGGAUAAAAUUCAUAAGCUGCAGAAAGGCCAGAUUUACAAACAGGGUAAUUUGUAUGAAUUCCUGAAGCUUACUGGCUGGAGGGGCUCUAAGGUUCUCUACUUUGGUGAUCACAUUUACAGUGACUUGGCAGAUUUGACUCUGAAACAUGGCUGGCGCACUGGGGCAAUUAUUCCAGAGCUGCGAUCAGAGAUUAAAAUCAUGAACACAGAGAAGUACAUUCAGACCAUGACCUGGCUGCAAACCUUGACAGGAUUACUAGAACACAUGCAGGUUCACCGUGAUCCUGAGUCACAAAUGAUUUUAGAAGAAUGGAAGAAGGAAAGAAAGGAAAUGAGGGAAAUGAACAGGAAUUUCUUCAACGCACAAUUUGGAAGCUUGUUCAGAACUGAUGAGAAUCCAACCUACUUCCUAAGGCGUCUCUCUAGAUUUGCAGAUAUCUACAUGGCAUCACUGAGUUGCCUUUUGAACUAUGAGCUUGAUUACACAUUUUAUCCCAGAAGGACUCCUUUGCAGCAUGAACUUCCUGGCUGGUCAGACCAGCUGUGCACUGGUACCUUCAGAAUACCUUUCCUACAAGAGACAGUUCAGAUCAAAUAAACAUUUGGUGGCUUCUCUCAAAAAUAAGCAAAUACACCUUUUUUUUUCCCCCCCUGACUGUACAUGUAUUUGAUUUAAGUCACUUGAAUCUGUUAUCUUGAUUUAGAUAUAAUUCAUACUUGUUCUCAUAAGUGUUGUACAUAUUUUCUCCUCUCCUGCUUGGAGAUGUGAAAGCUCCUCUUGCACAUAGAAGAGGUUAUGAACUGCCAAAAUAGUAGUGGGCUGGGAGUGAGAGCACAUUGAGGGGAAGGACCCGUGGUGUUCCGGAGUGGCUGCUUUUGUCUGUUCAUGGGGAAUUUUGAUCUGCAGUUUACAAAGCAAUACUUGUGCUCUCUGUUCUGGUCCUGUUCAGCACUCCACGUGGAGCUUGUCAUGGCACUGAAAAGCUCUAAUCUAGUAUUAGUAAUUCAGUGAUACAUGGUCAGUACAGUUUAUGGUGAGACUGAGAGGGAUGGCUUUCUUUGCUGCCAUAGCUAGAGCCUUACCUGGAACCGAAUUAACCACUGUUGUGUUGGUUGGGCUCUGCUGCACUGCAGUAAUUGCAGUCUUGGGGGGCUCAGGCUGAUCGGCUUUUUCUCCUGUCUGUGCAAUUUAUGUUCUUUUACACUCUGUGCUUGGCUGUAGGUGGACCUGAGCCUAAAA